This is a messenger RNA of Dermatophagoides pteronyssinus (European house dust mite), 733 nucleotides long. RefSeq lists its product as uncharacterized. The record is from RefSeq and is a predicted model, not a curated record. Gene Ontology annotation, cellular component: extracellular region. Gene Ontology annotation, molecular function: enzyme activator activity. Gene Ontology annotation, biological process: lipid catabolic process; digestion. NCBI's taxonomy places the organism in Eukaryota, Metazoa, Arthropoda, Arachnida, Sarcoptiformes, Pyroglyphidae.
GCUUCAGCUAGUUGGCCUUCAAAUAUACCUCCUAUUCUAUUGAUAAUAUUAUCAUUUUUCAUAAAUGAAAAUUCCCCAAAAAUUGAUCAUCAAAUCUAUUGAUCAUUAUCAUUAGCAUUUCUGCAAAUUUCAUUUUUCUAUCGUGCCAUAUUCAUAAUUUCUAUCGCAUCAUACUAUUUCAUUACAUUACAUUACAUACAUCUGAAAUGAUGGCUGAUUUUUUGUGCAAAUUUUCAGUGGCUCUAUUUGUCACCUCGUUCGUUAUGAUCAAUGCUGAAAUUUCGGAUUCCGGUGCACAGCAAAAUAAACCAGAAUUUAAAGUAUUGGAAAAAGAUCUUGAAGAGGUAAAAGAACGAUGGAUGGAAUUAGAAGAUUGGGGUGAUGAUGAUAUGAUGCAACAUCCAAUCGAUGAAGGUCUUCGUCGUACACAUCGUGAAUUGGGUGAAAUCUGUACCUAUUCACGUGAUUGUCGUUCUGGUUGCUGUCAAUUGGAUCGUGAAACAAAACUUCGUUCUUGUCAACCGAAAGCAAAUAUAGGCGAAAAAUGUACUAAUGCACAGGUUAAAGCCGAUACUUAUGUUGAUGCUUGUCCAUGUGUUGCUGGUUAUGAUCAUUGUUCAUUUCCCAAAGAAGUAUGCACAAAAUGAAACCCACCAGAAAAAAAAUUCUAUCAUAAUCAAUUCGGAGAAAAAAUGAUUUAAUCAGAAUUUAAUAAAAUACAAUUUUUAAUAAA